AUUAACGGUGGUUCAAUAAUUAAUCGUCUUAAUUUUAAUUAAUUAAUCAGCCGUAAAUUCCUUCAAUUUGUCAAACAGAAGAAAGACUGAGAGAAAUGGAACUGUCAAUGAAGAGCCAAUUCUUUGCCGAGGUUAAAAUGGGGGGCCGACGCCUCCGUUCCGACCAUACGCGCCACCGUGAUUCAGGCAGCGACCGUCGUCUACGAUUCACCCGCCACUCUAGACAAGUUUACCGAAUUUAAUGGAAAAUAACGCACUUGAAUUUGGUGAUGCGGGGGGCUCGUCUUCAGCUCCAAGUGAGGUGGUUAAGACUAUAGUAUUGGUUGGAAGAAGGGGUAACGGGAAAAGUGCAACCGGGAAUAGUAUACUUGGAAGAAGGGCGUUUAAGUCAAUGUUGAGAACUAAUGGUGUUACCAAAACUUGUGAGAUGCACACAACUUUACUUGAAGAUGGGCUGAAUCUUGCUGUGAUUGAUACUCCAGGAUUAAUGUUUGAUUGUUCCGCUGAAUCAAAAUAUGUUGGGAAGGAAAUUGCUAAAUGCAUCAAUUUGGCUAAGGGUGGUAUACAUGCUAUUCUUCUUGUUGUGUCAAUUAAGACGGAUUGUUCACGAGAAGAAGUAGCUGGUGUGUUUAUGUUGCAGGCAUUUUUUGGAGCCAAAAUUAUUGACCAUAUGAUUGUCGUUUUCGUCGGUGGUGAUGAGCUUGAAGAAUAUGAUAAACCUCUCGAUGAUUACUUGAGUCGUGAUUGCGACCAUCACUUGAAGGAAACCCUGAGAAUGUGUGGGAAUCGGUGUGUUCUCUUUAAUAACAAAACAAAAGAUGAAGUCCAAAAACCUGAACAAUUGAAGCAACUUCUUGCCUUAAUAAAUGAGAUUGUAGAUAAAAAUGGUGGAAACCCGCUCAUGCAUAAGCAAAUUGUUGAAUUGACGACAGGAGCGAAAAGCGAAUUCUUUUACGAUGCUCCAGUUGCUAAAGUUAAUUUCGAAGAGGAGAAAUUUAAAUUGGAGGAGGAUUCACAUAAGUCGUUGAAGGAGGAGUUGCAGAAGUCAUUGAAAGAGGAGUUACAGAAAUCGUACGAAGAGCAGCUUAAGAAAAUAACUGAGACGGUUGAUUUAAAGCUAAAGGAGAGCUCUAAUAAACUUGCACAACAAAUAGCAGAGUUAAAGCUUAAAGAGAGCUCUGAUAAGCUUGCACAACAAAUAGCAGAGUUAAGACUUAGGGAGAGUUCUGAUAAGCUUGCCCAGAAAACAGCAGAAUUAAGGUUUAAAGAGAGCGUUGAUAAGCUUACACAAGAAAUAGCAGAGUUAAAGCUUGCACAACAAACAAUAGAGUUAAGGUCUAAAAAGAGAUGUGAUAAGCUUGUACAACAAAUAGCAGAGUUAAAACUUAUGCAGAGUUCUGAUAAGCGUGCACAAGAAAUAUCAGAGUUAAAGCUAAAAGAGAGCUCUGAUAAGCUUGUACAACAAAUAGUAGAGUUAAAGCUUAAGCAGAGCUCUGAUAAGCUUGCUCAACAGUUAAGGUCUAAAGAGAGCUCUGAUAAGCUUGUACAAAUAGCAGAGUUAAAGCUUAAGCAUAGCUCUGAUAAGCGUGCACAAGAAAUAUUAGAGUUAUAGUUAAAAGAGAGCUCUGAUAAGCUUGUACAACAAAUAGCAGAGUCAAAGCAUAAGCAGAGCUCUGAUAAGCUUGCACAACAAACAAUGGAGUUAAGGUGUAAAGAGAGCUCUGAUAAGUUUGUACAACAAAUAGAGCUUGAGCGGGGCUCUGAUAAGCGUGCACAACAAAAAGCAGAGCAGGAAAACAUUCGACUCAAGCCAGAAACUGGGGCUCUCUCUGCUCAAUUGGAAUUCAGUGAUGAUAUAAAAAGGCUGGGAUGGGAGUUAUUAGUGGCUGCUCGUAUAAGGAAGACUGAGAAUCAGAGACAGCAGCAACCUCAAAUAGAAGUUGAGCCGCCAAAGAUAAAGGAUGAGCUUGAACAAAAAAUAUCAGAGCGGGAGAAGUUCAUAAAGGAAUUUUACGGGAUUAGUGGUCCGAACUCAAGACCUCAAGUAUACUAAUUUGCGUCAAUUUAAAAAAUGUUUUGUCACAUUUUCUGUUUGAUACUUUCUUUAAGCGAGUCCUGCAUGCUGGGGUUGAAUUGUAAGGUAAUAGAGUUCAUUUAUGUUUGAUACUUUCGUUAAGCAAGUGUGUAUAUGUAUUGUGCUGACGAAUGUGUGGCUAUAGUAGUGGAUGAAUAAACCGUUGUUAUUUGCACUUUUACCGGGGUUUUUUUUUUUUUUUUUGGUUUGGCCAUUUUCGACUUAUGAGUAGUUGUCUAAUGUAUAUAUCGAAAUUGAUACUUCUUGGUAUAAAUUCAAUAUUUUGUUAAA
Messenger RNA from Erythranthe guttata (spotted monkey flower), 2365 nucleotides. The record is from RefSeq and is a predicted model, not a curated record. Lineage: Eukaryota; Viridiplantae; Streptophyta; Magnoliopsida; Lamiales; Phrymaceae.